CUACAUACAACAACGUAACAGAGGAGGGGGGAGAGUUGAUGACGAAGAAGAAGAGGAGCGGAAGAAGAGUCGAAGAGGAAGGAGAGGAAGAGAUGGCGACGAGGCCGAAUGGAAGGCGGUUGUCGUAUAUCGCAGUGCCGUCGCAGAUUAUCCACUCGCUCUCCUCCACAUCGCUGCACAGCCUCCUCAUCUCCCCGCCCAAGAAGGUCUCUCGGACCGGCCACCGCCUCCUCGCCCGCAGCACCAAGUUCCUCCUCCUGCUGCUCUUCCUCUUCGCGGGAGUCGGCACAUUGAGGGUCUGGCACGACCUCGACCCGCUCCUCCCCUGCCCCCACCUCAUUCGCGGCCCGCUCUCUACGGCGGAUUCGACGGAGGAGCUCGCGCUCGGCGUCGGUGGAGGAGUGGAGGCGCGGGGGGAGUUCUGGAGACAGCCGGACGGGAUGGGGUUCGUGCCAUGUCUCAAGUUCAGCAAGCAGUACCGGGCGGAAGGCGAGGCGGCGGCGCGGGCCGGCCGCCGGAAGAAGUACCUCCUGGUGGUCGUCUCCGGCGGGCUCAACCAGCAGCGGAACCAGAUCGUUGACGCGGUAGUCAUUGCUCGGAUUCUCGGCGCCGCCCUGGUCGUCCCCGUCCUCCAGGUCAACGUCAUCUGGGGCGACGAAAGCGAGUUCUCUGAUGUAUUCGACUUGGAGCAUUUCAAAAGCGUUCUCGCCGAGGAUGUUAAGGUGGUGUCGUCGCUGCCGUCGACACAUAUCAUGACGAGGCCGGUGCAGGAGAGGGAAACACCCCUUCAUGUCUCCCCUGACUGGAUUCGAUCGAGAUACAUGAAGCGACUAAACAGAGAAGGUGUUUUGCUUCUAAGAGGUUUGGAUUCCAGGCUUUCCAAGGACCUCCCACCUGAUCUCCAAAAGCUUCGCUGCAAGGUCGCGUUCCGUGCGCUGAGGUUCGCAGCUCCGAUCCAAGAGCUGGGCAACAAGCUCGCAAUGAGGAUGAGAAGCAAAGGUCCAUAUCUCGCGCUACACCUGCGUCUGGAGAAGGACGUGUGGGUGCGAACCGGUUGCCUUCCCGGUCUAAGCCCCGACCACGACGAGGUCAUCCAAGAACAGAGGAAGCUCCGGCCGAAGCUCCUCACCGGAAGGUCCAACAUGACGUACCAGGAGCGCAGACUCGCCGGCCUUUGCCCCUUGACCGCCUUGGAAGUCACCAGACUGCUCAAAGCACUCGAAGCGCCGAGGGACGCACGAAUUUACUGGGCAGGAGGGCAACCCUUCGGCGGGCGACAGGCACUGCUGCCUCUUCUCUACGAAUUCCCCGAUCUCUACAACAAAGAGAGCCUUACUCUGCCGGGUGAACUGGAACAGUUCGCUAACAGGUCGUCUCUUCUAGCUGCCAUCGACUACAUCGUCUGCGAGCAGAGCGACGUCUUCAUGGCCUCCCACGGCGGGAACAUGGGCCACCUGAUGCGCGGGCACCGAGCGUUCGCCGGGCACAAGAAGUUCAUCACGCCGAACAAGCGGCAGAUGAUCCCCUAUUUCCUCGACACUUCCUUGCCGGAGUCGGAGUUCAAUCGGAUCGUGAAGGAGCUGCAUCAGGGAUCGCUGGGCCAACCUGAGCUCAGGACCGACCACAAGGUCGGCAAGGACGUCACCGCCUACCCGGUGCCGGAGUGCAUGUGUAAUGGCACGAGCAUAAGGUCGAUACUAUAGCGAGCCAGGGCAAAUGGCUUGUGCUGCUGCUGCUUCACCAAGAUGCUUGCUUGCGUUUCUUUUCCCGAUCACCAUGGCAUUAAAGCUUGGUAUGAAGGCAAGAUUUUGGCAGGAGACCAAACCAGAUCUCACACAACACACACACACACGCCAACAACAAAUCUUCGGAGGGGAAGUCUACACGGUAAAAAUGGAUGUUUAUUCUUUUUGUGUUCAUAGAUGUUCUUUUGCUGUGAGGGUUUGAGAGAUGCAGUGGACUUAUGGGGAUGGUAUAAAUUCUGCUCAUUGUAUAAGCAUGACAAAGGUUGAUAAGAUUUGACAGACCUCCAAGUGGAUCAUCAA
Molecule: messenger RNA, 2045 nt
Organism: Musa acuminata AAA Group (dessert banana)
Lineage: Eukaryota; Viridiplantae; Streptophyta; Magnoliopsida; Zingiberales; Musaceae
Product: O-fucosyltransferase 20
Exons: 5
Coding region: 39-1703 (554 amino acids)
Cellular component (GO): cytoplasm
Source: RefSeq, a predicted model, not a curated record